CCACCUAUUUAACAGGCCGAAGCCGACCUGUCUGCGUUCCUCACCACCACUUCCGCCGCGUAUUAUUCUCCUCCUCAUCCCUUCUAAACUGCGGCCAUGGAUCGAUGGUGCUUUUCUACUCCUCCCUCUCCUCCUCUUCCCCCUUCCUCGAUCUGAUUCCCUUUAACCCUAAGUUGAUCCGCUAUGGAACCGACCUUCGACGGCGAUGACGACGACCUCGAGGAAGCAGCCGGCGACCCGCCCGAGGACCUCAAGCCCUCCGAGAAGAAGGCCCUGAUUGAUCUCCGAGAAAUGCUGGAGGAAGUCAUCCUCAGCGGCGAUCUCAUCAAGCCCCCUCCCCCUCGGCACCACCACGAGGGCAGGCACCGAACCCGCGUCGCGACCGAGGGCAAGGAGGAGGAGCAGAGUAAGGAAGAGAAGGGGGAGGAGGAAGUGCUGGAUCCGGGAGGCGUCUCCCUCUGGGGCAUCCCGUUGCUUCCUAGCAAGAAGCACGAGGGCACCGACGUGAUCCUCCUCAAGUUCCUCCGGGCCCAAGAGUUCAAGGCCGCCGAGGCGCUGGAGAUGCUCCGGAGGACGCUGCGGUGGCGGCGGGAGUUCGGGCUCGACUGCGCGAAAGGUGUUUGCGAGAAUGACGAAGAGGCGGCGGCCCUGGCGGAGCACCUCAGGGGCGCGGCCUACAUCGCGGGGCGCGACCGGGAUGGGAACCCCGUGUGCUACAACGUCUACGGGGUAUUCAAGGACCGGGAGGUGUACCGCAGGGCUGUGGGCAGCGCCGAGCGGCGGCAGCGGCUCCUGAGGUGGAGAGUGCGGCUCAUGGAGCAGGGGAUCGAGCAGAUGAGCCUCCACUCCGGGGGCUCUGCCACACUUCUCCACAUCAUCGACUUCAAGGACAUGCUACGGCCGGGGUUGAAGGAGCUUCGCACCGCCACCAGGGAGGUCGUCGCUGUUCUCCAGGACAACUACCCCGAGUUCGUCGCAAAGAAUAUAUUCUUGAAUGUCUCCUUUCGCUACUAUGCUUAUCAUGCACUAUUCUCUCCUUUCAUUACACCCAGAACAAGGAGCAAGUUUAUAUUUGCCCGGUCCUCAAAAGUUACUGAAACACUUCUCAAGUUUAUAUCUGCAGAGAAUAUACCAGUGCAGUAUGGUGGCCUGAGAAGGGAGAAUGAUGAAGAAUUCUCAGAAGACAAUGGAAUAGCAUCCGAGAUUACACUUAAAGGUGGAACCUCCUCUAUAGAGAUCCCCAUAGUUGAGCCGGGGGUCACCGUCGUGUGGGACGUAACAGUUGUGGGAUGGGAAGUGGACUACAAGGAGGAGUUCAUCCCCGACGAUGAAGGCUCCUACAAAAUCUUGAUUCAAAAGGAAAGAAACCUUGAAGAAUGCGUUAGGAACUCUUUCUACAUCAGCGAACCAGGGAAGCUGGUGUUGACCAUCACAAAUAAAACUUACAAGAAGAAGAGAGUCCUUUAUAGGUCAAAGAGCAAGCCCACCAUCCCCUUGUAUACUCUACCAGAUCCUCUUCAUCCCACUGUCCAAUCACCUUCAGGUUCUCGGAGGACCUAGGAAUAUCUAUUUCGGUCAUUAAUUCGAGUAUUAUACUCUUUCAAGAUACUUGUACAUUGGCCUCUUUUUGUUUAACAUGUCCCAGUUUCCAUCACUAAUUGUCUCCAGUUGUUAAGCAGUUACAUGAAACAUAUUGUGCACAGCAUGCUCUGGAGUUUCUCAAGUUCACUCUGUUUCCACCAGGUUAUUGCAUCCAGGAUUGUUAAUAUGAAAUUUGAUUAAUGAAGAAAAUUGGAAGUUUAUUUUGCUUGA
Molecule: messenger RNA, 1812 nt
Organism: Zingiber officinale
Lineage: Eukaryota; Viridiplantae; Streptophyta; Magnoliopsida; Zingiberales; Zingiberaceae
Product: patellin-4-like
Exons: 4
Coding region: 184-1560 (458 amino acids)
Molecular function (GO): lipid binding
Source: RefSeq, a predicted model, not a curated record